Molecule: messenger RNA, 1969 nt
Organism: Andrographis paniculata
Lineage: Eukaryota; Viridiplantae; Streptophyta; Magnoliopsida; Lamiales; Acanthaceae
Exons: 18
Coding region: 92-1891 (599 amino acids)
Cellular component (GO): nucleus
Molecular function (GO): mRNA binding
Source: RefSeq, a predicted model, not a curated record
UACAGUUGAGCAUCAGCAAUCCAAGAACACAACCGUGUACCUGGGUCUAGGGUUUUCAAUUCUGCUUCAUUCCCCGUUUCGUGUUUGUCCGAUGGCGAGCUUAACAGGAGAGCUACACUCUACUGAGAUGCAAAAGGGGACUGCAGCCAGAGGUUUUGAAGUUUUUGUUGGUGGAUUACCUCGAAGCAUCACCGAAGGAAAGAUUCACGAGGUGUUCUUCCCAUGUGGUGAUAUAUUGGAAAUACGAAUGAUAAAGGAUCCGAAGGGCAAUCUGAAGGGAUUUUGCUUUGUCCGGUUUGCAACGAAAGAAGCUGCAGUCAAAGCUGUGACAGAAAAAUCUGGUGUUAUGAUUGAUGGAAAGAAAAUUGGUGUUCUUCCAUCAAGCGAACAGGAUACUCUGUACUUUGGAAAUCUUAACAAAGCUUGGACUGUUGAUGAUUUUGAGAGAAUGGUGCUCCAGGUUUUCCCCGAUGUUGAAUCUGUUGAUCUCGCAAUGCUUAAAGAUAUAUCAUCAAAUCAAAAGCAUCGGAAUCGCGGUUUUGCUUUUGUGAAAUUCUCAUCUCAUGCUGCUGCCGCACGUGCUCUACGGGUGGGGUCUCAACCAGAAUUUCGUCUAGGGAAUUUGCACCCAUCUGUUCAGUGGGCAGAACAUGAUCCUGAGACUGAUCCACGGGAACAUGCUAAGGUUAAAAUAGCAUUUGUGAGAAACCUGCCCGUUGAUGCAGAUGAGAAUUACUUGAAGCAAUUUUUUGAGCCUUUUGGCAAGGUGGAGAAAGUUGUUGUGUCUAAGAAAAGUGCCCAUCCUGUUGGGUUUGUUCACUUCUCUGAGAGAUCAGAUCUUGAAAAAGCUGUCAGGGAAUUGAAUGAAAAAAAAGUUCGAGGGCCUAACGGUGGUCAAAUGCUUAAAUUAGAGGUUGAAAUUGCCAAACCUAUGGACAAAAACAAGAAGCGAGGUCGUGAUAAUUCAGAAAGUAAAUCUUCUGUUCAGAGUCAUUCCAAGCAUUUAAAGGAGGGAUCUGGUGUUGCUUUGUCCAGAAAUGAAGAUUCUCAUCUCCCAAGGGAACUGGAACCAGCUGAUCCUUAUGAGGAUGUUGUUAUGUCAUUGCCAUUAGGCGUUAAAGAGCGCUUACUUCAUAUUCUACGGCUUGGGAUUGCUAAUCGAUAUGAUCUUGACGUAAGAAACCUGCAGAGUUUGAAGGAAUUGCCGGAGCAUAUUUCUAUUUCAAUCCUGGAGCAGUUCAUGGAAUCUGGAGCUGCUUUACCUGACAAAGGAACAUAUCUGUCUGGACUGAUUGCAAGACAAGUUGAUAGAUUGAGAUUGGAUCGGAAUUUGGGUGGUGGUUUGCCGGUACCUGUGGAUACUACUCAUAGUGAAGCUAGGCACUACAGCUUCUCGCGCCAAGUAUCUCCCCCUCCCAUCAGUUCUUUUAGUUCUCGCACGCAUUCGACCAUGCCUAGGCCUGACAAUUACAUGCCGAGCUAUUCGCCACCACCUCUUCCUCUCCCAGAUUAUCCAGUGCCCGGUCGAUCCCUUCCUGCAAGAAUUGAUGACAAAGGUUCUGAUUAUCUUUUACCACAUCGGCCCGUCCAUGGAUCCCAAAGCGUCUCAAUUCCAAGAAUGGGGAUGCUGGAUGAAAGAAGCCGGUCUCCCUACGAGCCGCCACUAGGCGCAUCUGUAUCUUACGGAAGAACUGGUUUAAGAACUGAAGAACGGCGUCUAUCACCAGUUCUAAAAGCGCCUGCUGCACCAGCAUCUUAUGAUAGGGCUGUGGCCAGCCAUCAAACCCGGCGUUCUCAAUUAAGGUUCGAUCCUUUCACCGGUGAGCCCUACAAAUUCGAUCCUUUCACUGGGGAGCCAAUUCUCCCCGAGCAUACACUCCGCCGGUACUGAUCAUCUGAACAGAUUUUGUUGUGAAUCCGAAUAGCAACUUCUCUCAUUCCCAAACUGAUUUAUUCACUGAUUUAGUUA